AUGAAGUUUUCACAUUCUUUGAAGUUUAAUUCUGUCCCUGAAUGGGCUUCUAAAUAUAUUGCUUAUUCUCAUUUGAAAAAAAUAAUUUAUACUCUACAGAGGGAAAAACUGUAUAAUAAUAAACUUCCUAUAACUACUUUCAUAACACAAAAUGGAAACAUCACUCAUGUAGACACUGAAUCUACACCUUUAUUAGCUACCUCAUCAUCGUCUAAUAAGAAGGAUUCUGUCGAUGUUGAUGUUUUAAAUUCAGAAGAUCCCUAUGUGAACCAGUUCAUUCAAGCUUUAAAUCAUGAGUUGUUCAAAAUUGAAAAAUUUUAUAAUUCUCAAGAAACCGGAUUACUAGCAAAUUAUAAUGAACUAAAAGAUGACAUCACUGAAUUUAAUACUAAUUUACAAAAAAAUAGAACUCCUUCUUUUACUGAUAUAUCACCUAACAUAUCUUCUAUUUCACAUAAUGACAAUCGUAAUAAUAAUAUUAAUAAUAUUAAUAUAAACGAUAACAUCGAAGCUGAAGAUUCAGAAAGUGUUAAUUCUCGUGGAUCUUUAUCUUUAGAAUCAAUACCAAUUCAAGAACAAUUAUCCCGUAUUUCCUGGGCUAAUUUGUUUCACCCAUGGGCACAAGAUGCUGAUUUUGAUAAUAUUAAUAAUGCUGGUGAUACUUUAUCUCCAUUGGCUCAAUACAAAUUGUCAUUACGUAAACGGUUAAUUGCUAUGUUUACACAAUUAUCUGAAUUAAAGGAUUAUAUAGAUUUGAAUCAUACUGGGUUUUCUAAGAUUUGUAAGAAAUUUGAUAAAUCCUUGGAUACAAAAUUAAGAAGCCAAUAUUUGAAAUAUAUUGAAUCACAAUCUCAUGUUUUUGACUCUGUAACAUUGAAGAAGUUGAACCAAAUCAUUAAUGAAACUGUAGUGGAAUAUGCUAAGUUAUCUCAAAAUAUCAAUAUUUCUGAUUCAAACGAUGAGUUAAUUAAUUAUGAUGAGGCUUUAGAUGAAUUAUCAUCCCAUUUAAGGGAUCAUAUUGCAUGGGAAAGAAAUACAGUUUGGAAAGACAUGAUGAAUAUUGAAAGGCUAUCUAAUAAUGCAAAGAGACAAGACUUAAUCGAAAAUCAAACAUCUUCUUUAGAAAAGCCUUUACAGCAAGUUCGUCAUUGGGAUACUUUGCCACAAGGUUUAUGGCUAUUAUUGAGAACGCCAUCAAUUAUUAAAUUUAUCGUUAUCUCAGUGAUAUUCGGAUUGUUACUCUUUUCUGGUGCAUUUACCUUUUUCAAUGAUCCCUUGGAACAAAAUUGUUUUGCUAUAUUAGUCUAUGCUUCAUUAUUAUGGGCCACUGAAACUUUGCCACUUUUUGUUACUUCAUUAUUUAUCCCCUUUCUAAUUGUAAUUAUCCCAGUAUUAAAGGAUCCAAUGGAUGGGGUUACACCUUUAAGUCCUCCUGAAUCUUCUAAGUUGAUUUUAUCUACAAUGUGGUCAAGUGUAAUUAUGUUGCUGUUAGGUGGGUUUACCUUAGCAGCAGCUUUAUCUAAAUAUAAUAUUGCUAAGAUUUUAUCAAGUUAUAUUCUGGCUUCUGCAGGUACCAACCCAGCAAUCGUUUUAUUGAUAAAUAUGUUUGUGGCUUUGUUUGUCUCCAUGUGGGUCUCAAAUGUAGCAUCACCAGUUUUAUGCUAUUCAAUGAUCCAACCUAUCUUAAGAACAUUACCUUCAUCCUGUGGAUAUUCAAAAGCUUUGAUUUUAGGGAUUGCAUUAGCUUCUAAUGUUGGUGGAAUGGCAUCCCCAAUUGCAUCCCCACAAAAUAUUUUUGCAUUUGGUAGUAUGGAACCUAAUCCUUCUUGGGGUGAGUGGUUUAUUGUCUCUAUCCCAGUUAGUGUUCUUUGUAUUUUAACUAUAUGGAUCUUGCUUAUUGUUACGUUUCCUCCAGAUAAGAAAGUCAAAAUAUUACAAUUACAUCCAUCAAAAGAUUCAUUUACCGCCACUCAAUGGUUUGUGACAAUAACUUCCAUAUUUACUAUUUUUCUGUGGUGUCUAUCGAACCAGCUGGCUGGUGUAUUUGGUGAAAUGGGGAUAAUUUCAAUUAUUCCAAUUUUACUAUUUUUUGGUACUGGUAUACUAUCAACAGAAGAUUUUAAUAAUUUUAUGUGGACUAUUGUGAUUUUGGCUAUGGGUGGGUCCACUUUGGGUAAGGCAGUUAGCAACUGUGGUCUAUUAUACACAAUUGCAGAAUAUAUCAAGUCCCAUAUAGAGGGAAAAGCACUGUUUUCAAUAGUGUUAAUUUUUGGUGCUGGUAUUAUUACAAUAGCUACAUUUGUUUCUCAUACUGUAGCAGCAAUGAUUUUGGUUCCUCUAAUGGGAGAAAUUGGACAACAGUUACCAGAAGAUCAUUCACGUCUUUUAAUUAUGAUUACAGCCUUGUUGAGUUCUGCAGCAAUGGGAUUACCAACAAGUGGGUUUCCAAAUGUUACUGCUAUAUCAAUGACUGAUGAAGUAGGAGUUAGGUAUUUAAAUGUUGGUAAUUUCAUUAGUCGUGGGGUACCUGCAAGUUUAUUUUGUUAUAUGAUCGUUGUAACUCUGGGAUAUUUGUUAUUACGGUUAAUAUUAUUUUGA
This is a messenger RNA of Arxiozyma heterogenica, 2598 nucleotides long. RefSeq names its product Pho91p (gene PHO91). Gene Ontology annotation, cellular component: membrane. Gene Ontology annotation, molecular function: phosphate transmembrane transporter activity. Lineage: Eukaryota; Fungi; Ascomycota; Saccharomycetes; Saccharomycetales; Saccharomycetaceae. Bases 1 to 2598 code for a protein of 865 amino acids. The record is from RefSeq and is a predicted model, not a curated record. Gene Ontology annotation, biological process: phosphate ion transport; polyphosphate metabolic process; transmembrane transport. The transcript has a single exon.